This is a messenger RNA of Physcomitrium patens, 1357 nucleotides long. RefSeq names its product bifunctional dTDP-4-dehydrorhamnose 3,5-epimerase/dTDP-4-dehydrorhamnose reductase. Gene Ontology annotation, cellular component: methionine adenosyltransferase complex. Gene Ontology annotation, biological process: S-adenosylmethionine biosynthetic process. The record is from RefSeq and is a predicted model, not a curated record. Lineage: Eukaryota; Viridiplantae; Streptophyta; Bryopsida; Funariales; Funariaceae. Gene Ontology annotation, molecular function: methionine adenosyltransferase regulator activity.
GCUAUCAGCAGCUCGCAGGUUCUCCAUCGCCGGCACCGCUCUUCCCCGCCCCUCACCCCCUCGCACCCUGAUCCCUGAAGCUCGUGGCAUUGGGCUUCCACAUUCUUGUAUUUCGGUAUCAGUCUUUGGGAUUCGGUUGGUUGAAGCGGUAGAGGCCCAGAAGAGCUUGGCCAGUCUAGCUUAUUUUUCAGGUGGACUUUGUAAAGAAGACUCGCAGCUUGCAAGCGGAACUGGGAAGAUGGUGGCCACUGUGAAUGGAGGGCAGUCUGCGGGAUUGAAGUUUUUGAUCUACGGGAAGACCGGAUGGAUCGGAGGCCUGCUGGGGAAGCUGUGCACGGAGCAAGGAAUCGCGUACGAGUAUGGGAAGGGGAGGUUAGAGAACAGGAGCUCGAUUGAGCAGGACAUCAGCACAGUGAAGCCGACGCACGUGUUCAAUGCGGCGGGAGUGACGGGACGGCCCAAUGUGGAUUGGUGCGAGAGCCACAAGAUUGAGACGAUUCGGGCGAAUGUGGUGGGGACUCUGACUCUGGCGGACGUGUGCAAGCAGAAUGAUCUGGUGCUGGUGAACUAUGCGACGGGGUGCAUUUUCGAGUACGACGAUGCGCAUCCGCUGGGGAGCGGGAUCGGGUUCAAGGAGGAGGAGUCGGCCAACUUCCGGGGGUCGUACUACUCGAAGACGAAGGCUAUGGUCGAGGAGCUGUUGAGGGAGUUCGACAACGUGUGCACAUUGCGCGUGAGGAUGCCGAUCACGGGCGACCUGUCGAACCCGCGGAACUUCAUCACGAAGAUCACGCGGUACGAGAAGGUGGUGGACAUUCCGAACUCGAUGACGAUCCUGGACGAGCUGCUGCCGAUCUCGAUCGAGAUGGCGAAGAGGAACCUGACGGGGAUCUGGAACUUCACGAACCCGGGCGUGGUGAGCCACAACGAGAUUUUGGAGAUGUACAAGGAGUACGUGGACCCGAGCUUCACGUACAAGAACUUCACGCUGGAGGAGCAGGCGAAGGUGAUAGUUGCGGCGCGGAGCAACAACGAGCUGGACGCAUCGAAGCUGUCGAAGGAGUUUCCUGAAAUGCUGCCGAUCAAGGAGUCGUUGAUUAAGUACGUGUUCGAGCCCAACAAGAAGACCAACAAACCUUGAGCGGCUGUCAAUUCCACUUCGUAUUCCGUUGGCUACGUCGAAAUUACGAGCUUUGAGCUCAGAUUCUUUAGUAGUUUAUGUACGCAUUGGCGUGCACAGUAGUACCAAUUCAUAGUGCACAUGCAAGUCUUGGUGUAAUGUUUUCAACCCAGUGCUGGCGCACUUAUUGUGUAAUGUCAAUGUGGGUUUAAUUCUAUUCUUUCACAAUGACAUGUU